Messenger RNA from Exophiala mesophila, 3102 nucleotides. RefSeq lists its product as uncharacterized. The record is from RefSeq and is a predicted model, not a curated record. Lineage: Eukaryota; Fungi; Ascomycota; Eurotiomycetes; Chaetothyriales; Herpotrichiellaceae. Gene Ontology annotation, molecular function: zinc ion binding; ubiquitin protein ligase activity. The transcript has a single exon. Gene Ontology annotation, cellular component: nucleus. Bases 515 to 2695 code for a protein of 726 amino acids. Gene Ontology annotation, biological process: ubiquitin-dependent protein catabolic process; protein ubiquitination.
UGUCCACUGUCCACUGUCCACCGCCACCAUCCACGCCCAUCUCGACUCCCCAUCUCGACUCCUCCUCGCCUCCUUCAUCUUCCGCCUGAGUCCCAGGCACCCGUCCCGUCAUCUUAAGACUCUCCUAGGCUCUGAACCCUCUUCCUUUUACCUCCUCGGAACUCAUUGGAGCAUUAAUCUCGACGUCAGUCAAGUCUCCCUAUCCCUCGUCCAUAGGUCCACAUAAUAUCGCAUCACCUGGCCUCCCAUCUACACUCCUCGUCUUCCCCAUACUCUAUUCCGACCUCCAUAUUCCCCUGCCCGUCCAAGACCACGUAUAUGGUCCCUUCUCCUUAUAUUUCCAUCCUCUUGUCUUCCGCGCCCAACUUCUGUCACCGCACUUCUUCCCCCAUUUCCUCACACUGCGCCCUCCCUAGAGCCUUGUUCUUUUAGCAAGAGAUACAUCUCCAACUCUACCACCACUCCCUAACAUGCUCAUUCGCCGCUCCCACCAUCAAGCCUCUCAUUUACGUCAAUGAGUGACUACUUGCCUUCUUUCAUCGUCGAACCAGUCCUCCGUCAAGCAAGGCGAUUCUCUGAGUCACCUGGGCUGAAUCUGCCUGCUGUUCCUGUACCCGAUUUACAGCGUUGGAACCCAUCCCGCCUCUGGGCCACCUCCCCCUCCUCCGAUCUUGAUGACGACAGCCACCGAGAUUCGCGAGAAGAGUCGACCAUUCAGUCACUGACUAGGACCCUUCAAUUAUGGGCCAGUCAGUUCAACGACCUCGAAACAGAACCCACUCCGCCGCUAGGGCCUAUGGACGACCUAAAUCCUCCUUCUCAUAAUCUUCAAGAUCCUCUUGUUCUGACCGAUUUUCCUCCCUUACCUUCUCCUACUCUCGCCCCCCCUCAAACGCGAAACGAUAGCGAGACCUCCCUCAACCCUGCCCAAGAACUAUCCAAUCGGUCAAGAGCUCACCAUGGUUCGGGUUCUCGACAACAUUCUUCGUCCGACCCUCGCGGUCCUGCCCUGGGCCUGGAAGACUCCCCGUCAACACCCAUGUCUCCUCGCUCGGAUUCCGAGACUGCUCAUCGUUGGAGGGAUGGCUCAGGUCCAAUACCAGAGGAUGAUGGCAUGUUUCCUCUACGGAAACGAAUCACCGCCGUUUGGAAUGGCCCUGGCACUGCUGCCGAAAAAUCGCGACUGGUACAUGGAAUGAUGAUGGAAGGCUACCAACAGCGUCGGUCUGGACGGCCAGUCUCUUCGUCGACAACCACCACCGCACGUGGCUCAUGGCCCGGCCCGGAUACCCCAUCCUCAAUCUUGUCCGGCUCACGAGCAGAGUCCCUCAAUUAUAACCUCUGUCCGGAGGACCUCCUCCCGACCUAUGCACCCAUCGUCGAUCCUCCGCAGGACUAUCAGAUCGCUCAAACUGCUCUCGGCACUUCCAAGCCCGACCUGGGUUGUGUUCACUACAAGCGAAACGUCAAGAUGCAGUGCAACACCUGUCAGAGGUGGUACACCUGCAGAUUGUGCCAUGACGAAGUCGAGGACCACACUUUACCUCGUCGAGAAACAAAGCACAUGUUGUGUAUGUUGUGCAAAUCUCCGCAACCAGUCUCUCAAUUUUGCAAGUCCUGCGACGUCUCUGCUGCCUGCUACUAUUGUUCCAUCUGCAAAUUGUGGAACAACGAUCCCAACAAAUCUAUCUAUCAUUGCGACGAUUGUGGUAUUUGUCGCCUUGGGGAGGGCCUUGGGAAGGAUUUUUUCCAUUGUAAGACAUGCGCUGCAUGCAUGUCGAUACAAGCCGAAAGCACUCACAAGUGCAUUGAAAGGAGUACCAAAUGUGACUGUCCGAUAUGCGGCGACUAUAUGUUCACUUCCAACAAGCCCGUCGCUUUCAUGCGUUGUGGUCAUAGCAUCCACGAGUCCUGCUUUGCCGACUGGUGUAAUACAAGCUACAAAUGCCCCAUCUGCUCCAAAAGCAUUGCCAACAUGGAGAGUCAAUUCCGCAGGCUCGAUCGUCACAUCGAGGAGCAACCCAUGCCCGAGGAGUAUCGCGAUAACCGUGCAUACAUCUUUUGCAAUGAUUGCAACAGUCGGAGCAUUACAAAGUAUCACUGGCUCGGCUUGAAGUGUGCCAUCUGUGAAUCCUACAACACCACACAGCUGGAACUCCUGGGAGCUGAACAAACCCCACAGCUGCAAGAACAGCAGGAACGAGCACAGCAGAGGGGUGUCAGCGAAGCUGCUUUGACUGCGAGCCAAACACACACGCCUACAGGCGAGCUUGUUCAAUCCAUCCCAAGUCCCUCGGUGCUGGCCAUCCCAGGGGCUACAGCACAGUCUGUGCCAAUCAAUGAUUCUGCAGUCAUUCCUGCCACUCCGGUCAAUACCAGCCCAUCGUGGCUCCUGCCUCACUCCCCCUCCACCAGAUCGGCACGAUCAAUUUCACCCGUCGUUGGCAGCUAUUUCGGUACCGGCAAUCGAGAUCUCCCAGGGCCAGCCCAACCUCCGGCUCCUAGAAGAGGUGCUACGCCAUUAGAGGAUGACGAUGACCUCGAUUUCUGGGGUCGUCCGAGUUCGCCCAGCCAGCCAGUUUUCGCCCGGCAAGAGGUUUCCGAAUCUGAUGAGAGCGACUCCAGUGACGAGUUGAUGGAAGAUGAUGGAGAUGAUGAAGAAGAGGAUGCAAUGAACAUUUUUGGACAUCGAUGACAUCGUCGGCAUCAGCACAAUUUCCACCCGUCAGGUACAGACACAAAAUCCCCCAUAGCGUUACCUUGCAUAUCAGGAGGUUGGUCAGGUCAGAGCCGGCAGUUUUUGAUCAGCAUUGUUGUUGGAUCUCAACGUCAUGUGUUGUUUUACAAGCGAACUUGGGGGUAAGAGGAUACUCCUCCGUAUGGGUGCAUCAUGGUCAUCUCAAGCAUAGCGAGGCGCACAACGGCGCCGGUAAAUACGAGUCUAUAUGGGGAGUGCAUUUUGUAUCACAUCAGAACCAAAACAUUGCUGCCAAGUAAGUUAAUCUUUGAAAUUUUGGAAUAUAGUCGAAUUAUGCUACGGCCAAGCUCAAUACACAUCAUCAGCUUCUGCGAUUGUGGCCCCCCCGGAACCAGGAACAAAGG